Molecule: messenger RNA, 9261 nt
Organism: Portunus trituberculatus (swimming crab)
Lineage: Eukaryota; Metazoa; Arthropoda; Malacostraca; Decapoda; Portunidae
Product: protein split ends-like
Source: RefSeq, a predicted model, not a curated record
AUAACGUCUUCUCUCUUAUCAGUAACUCCAUAAAGUCCUAUAGGCAUAGCUCACUCCCUCGUUCCUUCAAGUGUUUAUUUAUUUAUUUAUUUAUUUUUUUGCUGACAUGAGUAUUGUACUAAUUCUAAAAAUCUCAUCCUUCACAGCGCUCGCGUAGAGAAGAAAAAAUAGAAAAACAUGAAAAACAACCUAUAUCUGAGCUUCAAAACACGCAACACACAUAUGCACACAUCCCAGGCUCCCUUUAGAUCACUCAUAGUCAAAUACCGAUGAAGUAGAAAGUAUAGAAAAGGAGAAAGAGGGGAAAAAGUAGAGGAAGAAUCUUAAACUCUGUCUGGCAGCUCAAAACAGUGUUGCCACAGCGGGAGUCAAACCUUUUGGUGCUCAGUGAACCUCCAACGCUUGUGAGAGGAGGGUGUCAUUUUAGUGCUUCCCGGGAUUAAUCCAACGUUUUCCCUCUUUGACCUUGAAGUAACAACGUGUGCAUGAGUGGGAGGUGUGGCGGCGUGGUGGUGAGCUGGAGACGUGACGCAGUGAGGGAGGUGUUGAGUGUUGGCAGGACGUGAAACGUGGCUGGGAUUACGAAGCUGUAGGUGAAUGCGGUGUGUCUCGGCUGGUCUCUGGUGAAAUGGUCCGGUACUGAGGCGAAGACAGGGCAGUGUUACCAGAACCAUCAAAGGGUCCUGCCGCGGCGUGGUGUGCUGCGCCGCGCCUUGGGGCUGAUGCGCCGCACCGCGCUGGUCUGGAGGCGAAUGAUGAAGCCAGACAUGGGGGAGAUACAGAGAAUGUCGCCGACUUGCGUCAAGGGGGAGGACAGCGCCCCGGGGGGCCACCCUGAGGCAGAGAACGUACCGCCGCCCGGAACUCCCGCCCUCAGUAAUGGCGAGGAGGUCGCUGCCGUGGCCGCCAGGCUGGGUAUGUCGCCACUCAAGGUGUCGGUGGCCAACGAGGGACGCAGGGCCUCGCCGCUGUACAAGGGCGCCUCGCAGCCCAGCUCCGCUACCCGCACCCUGCCACCCACCUCCGCCGCUCGUGCCCUACCACCUGGCCCCGCCGCCUGCAGCUUGCGGAAGCCCAUGCUGAUCCUGCGCCGCCUGGACCCCAAGCAGAUGUGGCGGAAGAGUGACAUCGAGGAGAUGGGACUCAACGACGCCUGUGCCAAGAGGAUCCGGCGGGAGCUGGCGCGCUGCAAACGGAAUUGCCGCCGCCGUUACUUGCGCAAGGUGGGCAGGAUGUCCCUAAAGAAGGCACCGCGCACCACAACUGUGCAGCCGCCGCAAACCACAAGACGCAGGAGGCGACGCGUGGCAGCGAAGGAGGCUGCCUCUGGGAGCCCACCGCUGGAGGAACCUGCUGCUGCUGCUGCUGCUGCUGCUGCUGGUGCGACCUCCUUUACUUGUCCACCAAAGAAGAGGAACCAGGACGUGCCCAGCCACACCACCUCGCCGCUCAGUGUUCUACCUCAGCCACAGGCACAGGGAUGGGCCUCUCACCAAUUCCAGCCUCACUCAAACCUCUCACAAAAAUAUUUAACAAAUGGGACAGCAUCUCACUUACUCCACCCUGCAUCCCCCACCCUCCAGAGCACCUCCCACCAGCUGUUCCUUACUAGCGAGUCACCACAUGCAGUGAGGAGUGAGGGCCGCAAGUCACAUUUGCAUCAGAAGUGGUAUGAGCCUGCAGCUUCCUCCUCAUCAGCCACAUGGUUCCCUCCUACACUAAUCCCAUCCCCAACAUUCCCACCAAGCAGCACCCAGGUAAAUGGAAGCCAGGAUACCACACAUCAGGCUCAAGUGCAUUCUCCCUUGGCAGCGACCAGCCCCACAGUGACUGCACAGCCCUCCAAGGACCAUGUUGGUAUGCAGAGGCCUCCACCUCUCAUUCCCCUGCCAAGAGUGGAAGCCUCAGCUAUCAGUCACUCAAGAAACACCCCCCAGGAUACUCAGGCCUCCAGGUGGCUUCCGUACUCUCUUGAGCCUCGAGAUGCUUCACUGCAAGGCCAACUGGACCCCAGAGCUGCCAGCCAGCCACCAGGGGGACAAAGGACAGUCUUUGCAGUAAGGACAAAGACUGAUUCUACCCACAAUCCCAUGCUUCACAUUCCUGCUCUGCCAGCCAACCAGCCAGACCUGAAGCCUCACCCACCAGCCGCAGCCCAGAUGCCAGCCCACCAGCCUCCCUCACCCUCUAGAGUGGUGGCCAGGACAAGUGUGGUUCCCUCCAACACAGUGUGGAUUGUAGAUGGCCAAAAGUCAUCGGAGUUGCCUUUUGCAUCUGCUUCCUCCAGCAGACCAGCAUUGCAGCACUAUGUAUCAGCUCUGCCAUCCAGCACAGUGCCCUCCCCUCAUCACACCUCACCCAGCUCAAGACAAGAAGUUCCUCAAGAUCUCUCCAUCAGUUCACCCUCAGUCAUCACCUCUGCUGUGAGGUCGAGAAUCAUCAACACCACCAACGCCUCGCUACCUGUGUCAUCCUCCAUCUCUCUAAUCCUCACAGCUGGUGUUCCUCUCAUUCCCGUGUCGUCUGAAGCAAACACCUCGGCACCCAACACUGUCACCACCAUCACCAGAACCCCCAUCGUGUCCACAGUAUCAAUCAAAGCCAGUGAGCAGCAGCAGCAGCAAGACAGUGUUGUUUCAUAUGAGACCAAGAAGAGCAAGGCUGUCAAGUCCAGGAAAUUGCAGGAAUCUGAUGAGGCUGUUCAGGCAAAGAGAAUCAAGUUACAGGAAGGAGUGGAAGGUGGAUUAAAGCUAAGUGAUGUCAGCCACUCCACUCAUUCAGACAGCAUCCCUUCUACCACAGCCUCCACCACAACCACCUCUGAGUCUUCCCCCAGCAAGCUGAACAAAGUCAACUAUGUGGCUGUCAUAUCCAUUACUCCCUCCACCACUACCACUGUUACAACCACGGUCUCAUCCACCACCACCACCUCUACCACUUCCACUACGCCUGCCACACAUACCACUAUAUCUGCAUCCAUCUCGGAUCCACUCCUGGUCACCUCAGAGUUCAAGAGCCACAGGAAGGACUCAACCAGUGAUAAGACAUCGAGUAUGGCACAGAAAUCAGAUGCCCAGGGGAGUGAUGCAAAGACUCCAUUCAUUCUGGUGCCCAAAAAGAGGCUACGUGUAAUGGCAGACACUGACCUUUCUUCUGUCAAGGGCACACCAACAUCUGUAGUGAAGCAGCUGAGAGAAGAGAGUACACCACCAAGGUCAUCCAUCAUCCACACCACCGCUGCCGCUGCUGCUGCCACACAAGAUGGCCACGGAGAGUCUGGGAAAGGUCAGAUUAAGGAAACUCCCUCCCCGGCUGUACCGUCAUCCUCAGCCACAAGUAGUCCUGCAAAGAAGACUUUGAAGCGAGAGAGAGUGUCAUUUCCUGCCAAGACUAGCACUGCACCACUGUCUCCCGUCUACUGUGCUUCUCCCGCCACAAAAAAGCGACUCAAGAAGGUGGCAGUGCAAGUGGAGAGGCUGACAGAGAAGAGCCUCACAGAUGCCUUCCUUGCUGCCCACAAUGUGUCCCCUACGUGUGGUGCUCGGCUGUGUCGCCACCUGAAGGUGCUGCAGGGAGCUGGCCAGUACCACCGCCCACUGAACAGAAAGCAGCGAAUGCGCAAGGCCCUGCUGGCUCUCAAGGCUGCACCAUCUCGUCCAGCAGCACCGUCGCCCGAAAUCCCUCCUCCACCACCAUUAAAACCCUUCAAACCUGUAAAGUCUCUGAAAUCUCCAAGACUUCUGGACUCCACGCCGUCUCACAGUACCAUCCCGGCUCCUGCCAGCCGUAGCCAGUUGCUUAUGGUGUCACCAGCUCCCACAGUGCCAGCCAAGCCACCAGUGCCAGCUAAGCUCGGUGAAAUGGCAGGCAUUCUGGUGAUUAACUCGGUGAAGAGGCGGCGGCUGCUGGUGCUGAGAAACAAGCGGCUGCAGCCCAGCAACUUGAGGCUGCUGCAGGAUGUGGGUCUGGCCAUUGCCAAGAAGGCAUCCAAGAACUCCACCCUGGACCGCAUGGGUGUCCAUGGCCCCAUCCUGGACCCAGGAUACUUCGGCAUUAAGGGAGCCCCGCGACCCAGCCAGAGCCACAGGAAGCCAGGCCAAGCCAGCCAAGUGAGCCAGGGUGAACCAAACCAUGCCAGCCAGACUCAGCCAGGCCAGACAGGCCAGAUGAUUGUUCCUGCUGCUGAUGCUGCUGCUAUUCCAUCUCAUCAUCCUCAUCAGGUGCAAAGCUUAAAGAAGGCUACUGCCCCAAAAACACAACCUCGCAUUUACUUUCCAGAUGGGCAUGUUCUUGUAGUGCAACAGCAGCAGCAGCAGCAGCAACAUCAACAACAGCAGCAUCAGCAUCAACAGCAGCAGCAGCAGCAUCAGCAUCAGCAUCAACAACAGCAGCAGCAGCAACCAUCACAAGGGUACCUCUACCCGGGGCAGGUUCCUGACCCCAGAAGGAGUAGCAGGGCAAUGGUGCCUGCAGCUGUCAUAGGUGCACAAGGGAGCCCUGGCCCCCACCCUGCCCCACACAUCUUGCUUCAAUCUACCAGCCAUCCUCACAAAGCCAAGUUAGUGAUGAUGGACCAGCAGGGCCACAUGAGGGAGGCCCUGGUUAAUCCUGUCCCCCACGGAUACUAUCCACCCCCAGGGCCAGUCCCAGGUUCCAGCUCUCAUCCUGAAGGGUGGUCAGGUCGGCCACAGGUGAGCCGAGACCCCCUUGCUCCUCCCCUCAUGUUCAUGGGCCCCUCAGGGAUGGGAGUAGUCGCCAGGGAACUCGCUCAGCCCCAACAGGUGCAGUCUGGUGCUACCCGGCCCCCGGCAUCCCGUGCCAUGCCACCUCCCCUGUCUUUCAUGGGACAGUCUGGGGAAACAGCCUCCUGGGCUGGGGCACAACAUAGCCAGCAGCCAGUGGGCAUGUCAUGGCCCCACCUGGUGGGCCAUUCCUCCAGAACAUACCCAGUCAUCAACCACACCAAGCAUGUCAUUGCCAACAAAGCCCCACCCAGUUACUUUGGCCCCCCACCACACUACACCCCAAAGUCCUCCUACAGCAUCCAGAGGCAUUUGUUCCAGGGACAGCCACACCCCAACACCCCCACCUCUGUUGCCCCAAGACCCAACCCUGACAGCCGCCACCACACCCUGGACUGGCCUGCCACCGCUGUGCCACAGGCCACCUCACACUCCCAGCAACAACACCACAGGGUCACUGCUGGCACCAAGGUGCACCGCCCAUCUCAUACUGAUGCAGUGCAGGUGUCUUCAGAGCACCACAGCAGACCACGGCAGCCAGCAGUGGUGCACAGAGACACCAGCCGCCACCAGGCAGCAGAUCCUGGAGUGACGGCUCCCUCCAGUGCAGGACCAGUGACAGCAUCUAGUGCCACCUCUACCUCCAUUACCACCACCACCACCACCAAUACGCCCAGCACAUCCACAGACAGUGUUGAGAAGCACCAGUGUCACCAGAAGUGGCUGCCAGAGGUGAUGGCAGUGGUGGAGGCGCUACUGCUCCAGCUGGUGGAUGCCGGGCUGCCCACUAGGCAGUCCUUCAUCACCCACACCUUGAAGCAGCUUCUGUACGCCCGCUGCACCGCCAGGCCCACCUCGGCCUUCUGCUGCACGGCACAGGAGAAGCGGUGGUAUGUAGAGUUCUACAACGCCCACUGCCAGCGCCUGCAGACCAUGGAGGAGGUGAGGCAGCCCAUCUGCGGCCUGAGCCAGGAGGCAGUGCGGGCGUGGCUGGGCAGGCUCAAGAUGGAUAUGAUCAAGUUCUACGGUGUGCCACCGCAGCGCAUUUACUACUUGCACGAGUUUAACUUCUUCCUAGACCAGCAGACACGGGAGGUGAAGUACCAUCGCAUGUUUCCCGGCUUGCCUGUCAUGAGGCCUGGCAGCAAGGACACAGUGUCGGUGCUGUUCACCUUGGGCGCCGAUGGCCAGGUGGGGCCUGGCAUGAUCAUCUUCCCCCGGAUGGUUAUCCCAGAGCGUCUGUUUGAGUCGCUGCGGCGUGUAGUGGGGGGUGGAGAGUGGGUGCUGGGCUCCUCUGCCAACGGCUGGCUCACCAGGGACUGCGUGCUGGAGUUUGUCAGUGACGUUUUCGUGCCAUGGCUCAGGAGACGUGCUGUGCACUUCCCAGCAGCGCUGUUCUCCAGUGAGUACAUCUCUGGGGUGUCUGUGGUGCCCGUGGCGGACCGCUUCGUGGCUCAGGGUGUGCAGCUCAUCUCUGUGCCGCGGGAGAUCACCAACGUGCUGAGUCCCGCGGAGUGGACCAUGGGGUACCACCUGCGUUGGCACUGGGGCCGUGUGGUCAAGGAGUGGAGUGACACCAAUAACAACAAACCACUGCUGGAAGAAAACUUUGCGCCAUUCAUCAUCAGCUUCCUGAGCGGCCGUGCUGUUCCCAGGAAGGUGAUGGAAAAAUUUGCUAAGUUUGGAAUCUGUCCCUUCAAUGCACAAGCCAUGUUCCAUUUCCUCCUCAGGUACCACUCCUUAGGCAGCAAGGCCAUCAAGGAGGGGGAGUGAUACCUGCAGAAAGAGAUGUGAGGGACUGGCUGGUGCUAUGUGGUGCCUCACUCGUGACAAGAACUACGCAGAGAUGACAAGAACAGCCUCUUCCACCUUCAUCUACUCCUCAUGUUCUGCCCUCACUAAAGACAACCAACCCUUCUCCACUUUACCCCCACAAGAGUUUCUGCUGCAGCUGACCACCCAUAACAAGAAACCGUGUUCUUCAUCCUCACCAAAGAAACUCAAGACAAACAUAGGCAGAAUAGGAAGAUCAAUCCACCUACCAUUUGUUCCUGUAACUUGAUUCUCUUCACCUGAACAGUCUCGUCAGAUUCCUGCUUUUCCCUCCACUCAUUGUCCCUCACAUGGCUGGCCUUGAUGUUGAGGUCACCAAGCUGGAAGAGGUACUGCACCACACUGGGUCUGGGAUCUGAGCCAGGGAGAGCAGCGGCAUGGACACCACGUCAAAGUUGCUGUGGGAGAUGGCGUAGUGCACGGCGGUGUUGCCCUGCGGAUGGUGACACGUUAGAUGUGAUUGUGAUAGGAGAGGGUGUUGUCAUUCUAAGCAGUGUGUUGGAAGAGAUGCCAAUUGUUACUAGCUGUGGUUUGAUGGAGAAGGAUGUGUUAGAUCUUUCAUAAUGGUGGUGAGGAUAGAAGAAUUGGGAGGGGAUGGAGGGACAGUCUGUUUGAUGUUUCUUUGCUGGCUGGUGACAUGAGGAAUUAGUUUUGUGGUGUAAUGAGAAAAUAGAUUGUGAUAUUCCUUGUUUUCACUAUUAGCUCUACUGAAGAUGGUGUGCUAUUGAUGGAGGACAUUCUUUGAUUUGUGUUACUGAGAUGUUAUACAAGUUAAUUGUGAUAUACCUUAAAGGAGGUUUUCAUUAAAUCUAUUAUAAUUAUUAGGAUGAGGCAUUGAGUAGAUUGUGAUAUAAGAUUGGUUGAAUUAAAUGAACAAAGACUUGUCAUGAUAGUGAUUAGGUAAGUGAAGUGGGAGACUUGUCAUGAUAAGUGAUUAGGUAAGUGAAGUGAGAGCUAAGUCAGCCUCUGUAAUGACUCUGUGAUGGAGAUGUAAUCAUUUAAAGCCACUAAUACUCAAGUGUUUGGGUGUAACAGACACACUAGCAAGGCAGCUGUAAGGUUAUGUUUGAGAAAAUUCAAUUAUUAGUCUUGUCUCUACAAAAAUCCUGGAGGGAAGCGUGUAGUUUUAGUGUCCAUGGUGUGUGUCUGUGCAUUGUAUGGGCCACCCUGGAUGAGACUGGCAGUGUAGUACAGUGUAGUUUGGUAGACUGGAUGCAGCCAGCUACAUAAAUAUUGAGCACAACAAUUAAUGUGAAUGGUGUCCAGUGAGGUGUAUCAAAGACGGAAGAGUCAAUUACUUUCCUCUGGUGCUCAGCAAUACAGCGUCAGUAUGCUGUGAAGUAAGACACUACUUACAGAGAAAAAGCGGUUAUUUUCUUUGGUGCUUGGUAAAAGGUAAAAGAUAGUGAGGUGUUGUGUUGAAGGACAUUUAGUUUGAUGAUGAUGAGGCAUUAGGUUAAGUAAAAUGUGAUGGAAUUGAAAGGUUUUUUAUUUUAAGGAAAUAUUUUGUUAUAGAAUUGAAAGGUUUUCAUUUAAAGGAAGUUUUCAUUAAGUGAAAGGAAAUAUUUUGUUAUAGAAUUGAAAGGUUUUAAUUUAAAGGAAGUUUUCAUGAAGUCAAUUAUAAUAGUGUUACAUGAAUACAGUGUGAUGUUACAAGUGGUGAAUUAAUGAACAUAAAUGUCAUACCUACAAUAUGUAAUGAACUCAAGUAAUAUUUAUAAAACUUAUCAAAAGACAUUGAAGACUUCUGAGUGCAUUACAUUACUAACCAAAACAGUGAAAGAGGGACUGCAACGUUCCACUACUGACCACCACCACCACCACAGCCUAUGUACGUUGACAUUGGCCAGGUUCACCACUUUCUGCAGGAGGUUCUUGGAGUAGUCCUCGAAGGCUUCCAUGUCAUCCUCCACUGUAUGCGGGUCAGUGUCCUGGCUGGGGACCUGAAGUGCCCAGGGACAUUAAAACAUUGUUCGUCGUUUGUUUAUACCGGCUACUACUAAAUAACUUUGUGCUCUAAUCUUGGCUGUCUUGGUUCUGUUAUCACCUCUCUAAAAGUGCCAAUUGGUCACUUAAAAAUGUUGUAUACUGUUUUUUUCACGAUUUUUUUUACUAUUUACUCCAGCACAUCAGGUUUUUUUUAUAGGUGUAAUUUUCUACUUAAUGAUUUCAGCUAUUAUGGUUGUGUAUUAUCAUCAUCAUCAUCAUCCCUGCUCUUAGGCAGUGAUAUGUUGUGUACCUCUUCUCAUUAAUUUAUACCGUACAAAUUUAUCCAUCAGAAUUUUCAUGUAUAAUUUUUAGUUUUUACCUCGGAUAUUUAUUCAUCAUCCUCUCCUGUGAAGUCUAAUACCGUUUCUUUAAAUUAAAGAACAACAGCAGUUCUUUCACUAUAUGAAAAGAAAGUCCUGCUCUUUGUAUAUUUUACAUACACAAGAGAAGCAUUAAGGGAACAAUUUUAGAGCCAACAAAGAAUUGCCUAAGCUAUCACAAUUUGCUGCUUGAGAGGGUAACUCUUUCAGGCACCAACAAUUCCAUAAAAAUAGACUUAAAAGGAUCUGAUACAUAAAUAUAAGUAUUCAUAAAUACUAGAACAAAUGUGCUAUUAUUUCCUACCAAUAUUGUACUUUUCAGUAAGAGUAAUGUACAUACAGAUGGUGUGUACAAAAAUAAAGGUGCGUUACAUGUA